AUGUCACAGGGUAUCUCGGAGGCGGAGGGAAAAUUGUGUGUGACAGUCAAUGUCACUACAGAGGAGGCCAGAGUACACUGCACCACCACUGGGGCACAGCCAGUGCCGCAGGUCACUCUGACCCUGGCCUCUGGAGACAGCGAGAGUCUCGACAUUCCUCGACCUGAGGGAGGGGGACUGGUCCAGAUGUGUUCCACCACUCAGAAUAACAGGGAGGCCUAUACAUCAGUGGUGGUUCAGACCAUCAACAGUGGCGGAGUAGCUGAAGGUCUGAGACUAGAACCAGUGGUCAAUGAGAUUCAGGAUCUACAGGAGAUUGCUCCCUGUGAACCACCUCCUCCUGAGGUAAUGACGGACGUUGUGGAGAAAUCAACACUCUCCAAUGCUGAGAUAGCAGCCAUCAUCAUAGUAGUUCUAGUGCUGUUCAUUCUCCUGGUCCUGACUAUCGGUGGCAUUGUCUUGUGGAAGAGACAGACUAUAUCCUCGGCCUACAAGAACUGGGUCCACCCCCUGACGGAAGAGGAGGGAAUAGAUCUGAUGAUAGAAGAGAGGCCAGUGGCCACACCCACUGAUAAACCAACCAUCAUGAUGCUAAUGAACAACCUCGUCCCUGGGAAGGGUUCUACCACCACCACAAUGACUGCAGUCACUGCUGCUAAAAAGAAGAAAUUGACAAGAGAGGAGAGUCAACAGCCUGAUAUGGCAGUGAUGUCCCCCAAGGCUGCAGAAGCUGAGGUUAUUCUGUUGCCAGCAUGUUAUACCACACGUUAUCCUCCUUUCUCCUCUCUCACUGGCCCACAGAUGCAACCCCUGAAGACUAGUGAUGGGGCGGAGCCUGAGCCACCUCUCUCCGGGAAGGAACCAGUGGCUGCCCUCAAGAUGCCAGACCCUGAAGAGCCCAACACUCUGAGGCUACAUUUGAAGCCUGCCAUGCUGGCAAAGGUGGUCCACAUGUGGAGGUCAAAGCUGAACAGAGGGGACGAGAUGCUCCUGUAUUGGAAGGAGGACGAGGAGGAUGUGGACGAUGAUGAACCUUACUACCAGGAGUCCGAUGAGGAGGAUUCUUAGACCAAACCCACUCUAGGGAACUGCAGCUCUGAUUUUAUUGCCGUAGAAAACAAAUUGCGUUUUUUUCAGUACUUAAUUGUAUAUACAAUACUACAGCAUAACAUUGUAUGUCAGGUGACUAAAGCUGCAACCAGCUGCAGUAGUUACUUCGAGAUGAA
Molecule: messenger RNA, 1226 nt
Organism: Geodia barretti
Lineage: Eukaryota; Metazoa; Porifera; Demospongiae; Tetractinellida; Geodiidae
Source: the annotation of a GenBank genome assembly